GCUCCACUGUCCUCGUGGCUCUGCGGACACAUUCAAGUGUCACGCAGGACCUGCGAGGUUAAUGGGAAGAACCAUUGACCGUGAAUUGUACACGGGCAUUGUACUGACUGAGCACUUAUGUCAUCACACGGGCUCUAGAGCCCGCCUUGGAUACGAUAUAAAAGAAUUAGCACAACAAUUGGAUCGCAACCAAAGACCCCCAAGGAUGGUGUCCACCAGCAGUAUCUUCGCCUUUGCUUUCACCUUUCUUGAAGGUAUCCUACAAUCUCGUACCGCCCCGCUCAACUGCAGCCUCGUCGAUCUGAAUGGCGCGCAGUACGUGUACCUAAGAAACAGCACCGACUCCCAGGCAGCUCUUCCCGGGAUCCGCUCGAACUAUCACCUCUCAGAUGCUUUGAAAGCUGCGGGUAGCAAGGCGAGUGCGGGGAACGAUCCCCUUGUGCUGAUCAAUGCUGCCCCGUUCCAGGGCGAUAAUUUUGGAUUUGAGAUGUGCAACUCCAAGUAUAUGCGAUUCCCUUCCAACACGGUCACUCCGUCCGGGAAAAAGCAUUGGUAUGGCCACAUCCGAGUUUAUGGGGAUCCGUACUCCGCAGACCUACCAAAGCUUUGUGUGACGAAGCGAUGGAUAUCCCCUGGACUUGAAUUUCUCACCGCCGAAGCAUGUUCGUACGCUGACGACGUUUCCCAAGAGGGUCAAUAUUACGACUUGUUGGAAUUGGCAACUGGAUACGAGAUUGCGGACUACUCCCUCACUGCCGUCGGCGCACCCAAGGGGACGGUAUCAAAGAAAUACUACUACAAACCAGGGAUAUCGAAUGCACUCGCAUUAAGGGUCUAUCCUGACGAGAACACAGGAUACACUUUAGGCAUCGAGUACAUACAUUACAAUUGAGACCUGUGGGCGAAUAAUUGACAGCGACCAAGAUGUGGUGGAUUGCAAUGUUGUCCGUCUUGUAACAAUCUCAUGAAAGCGGGCAUCGCGACUGCGACUAUAUGCCUGUCCCCU
This is a messenger RNA of Cantharellus anzutake, 1006 nucleotides long. RefSeq lists its product as uncharacterized. Lineage: Eukaryota; Fungi; Basidiomycota; Agaricomycetes; Cantharellales; Hydnaceae. The coding region runs from base 62 to 892 and encodes 276 amino acids. The transcript has 2 exons. The record is from RefSeq and is a predicted model, not a curated record.